AUGGAAAAAGUUAAAUUAGAAUCCAAUGGUGCUUUCUUCAUUGAUGGUCCGGGUGGAACGGGCAAAACUUUUUUAUAUAAAGCACUCCUAAGUGGUGUAAGAUUUAAAAUUCCUUUGGAAACAAUUGGUGAAAUAAGCUGUUCUGUUAGCAAGCAAUCAGCUUUAGGAAAUUUGUUGAACAUGUCAAGAUUAAUCAUUUGGGAUGAAGCACCGAUGGUCAAUCGUUCUGCUGUGGAAGCUACAGAUAAAAUGCUUAGAGAUAUUACCAAUUGUAAUUUGCUCUUCGGUGGGAAAGUAGUAGUUCUCAGAGGUGAUUUUCGACAAGUUCUACCAGUUGUACGAAAAGGGAAAAAAUACGACAUAAUGAAAGCUAGCUUAGUUUCCUCUGACUUAUGGCCUUCGUUUUUGCAUCUUCCAUUAACCGAAAAUAUGAGAGCUAAAUUGGAUCCCACUUUCUAUAGUUACUUGCUAAGAAUUGGAGAUGGAAUAGAGAAAGAGCAUACUUAUAUAGAAACAUAUGCUGAUGAUCUCCAAGCGAUGACAAAUCGAGUUAUUCUUACACCUACAAAUGAAUGUGUUGAUCAUAUUAACAGAAUUUUACUUGAACAAAUUCCUGGUGAAAGUUAUGCAUAUUAUAGUUUUGAUGAGAAAUCACAUCCGGUGAAUAUUGUGGAAAAUAUGUUUUUUUGCCGAGGAUCCCUUUUAUACCUCUAA
Olea europaea var. sylvestris is the source of this 714-nucleotide messenger RNA. Its product is annotated as ATP-dependent DNA helicase PIF1-like. Lineage: Eukaryota; Viridiplantae; Streptophyta; Magnoliopsida; Lamiales; Oleaceae. The coding region runs from base 1 to 714 and encodes 237 amino acids. Gene Ontology annotation, biological process: telomere maintenance; DNA repair. The record is from RefSeq and is a predicted model, not a curated record. The transcript is spliced from 4 exons. Gene Ontology annotation, molecular function: DNA helicase activity.